Clonostachys rhizophaga is the source of this 537-nucleotide messenger RNA. The record is from the annotation of a GenBank genome assembly. Lineage: Eukaryota; Fungi; Ascomycota; Sordariomycetes; Hypocreales; Bionectriaceae.
AUGAAGUUCAGCGCCGUCGCCUGUCUCUCGGCCCUCUCCGCCCCUGGCCUCUGCGCCAGCGUUGGCGUCAGCAAGCUCCAUGAUUUCACCCCUGCCACCGGCUCAUUGAAAGUCCCUGGCGAGUCGCCCGCUGAGUUCUGCAAUGCGGAUCGCGACCAAGAUCUCGUGCAGGUCCAGCUUCUCAGCACGGACCCCAACCCCGUGAAGGCUGGCAAGCAGGUGUCGGUCAAGGCUACCCUAGACAUCAAGAAGACGGUCACGCGUGGCUCCUACGUCAAGGUCGUCGUCAAGUACGGCCUAAUCCAGCUGCUUUCUACGACGGCCGAUCUGUGUGAACAGAUCUCGAGUGCGGGCAUGGAUUGCCCCGUCGAGGCUGGCAAGCAUCAGAUAUCCUUCAAGGCCGACAUGCCUUCGGUCAUUCCACCAGGCACAUACAAUGUGUUGGCGGACGCCUACUCAGAGGACGAUGAGCCGCUCACUUGCAUGAAGGCUGCUGUUAACUUCCCUCGCCCGGGGGAACUUGGCCUCGAGCUGUGA